UUUGUUGCGUACGUGAAGGUUAACAAGGCCAAAAAGUUUCAGUCAUCAGUUUUAUAUAAUUACCUGUCGUGAGAAGUAGUUCCAGUGAGUGGCUUACAAGACAGAGAAGAACACGCACGUAUAUUUUAACCUGAAAAGACAUCGGUCCAAUUUAAAAUGAAGCUCAGACAAGCCUUAUAUGUUAGUUAAGAGUGCUGAAUGGGGUAAAACGUGCACACCAUGAAUUGGAAUGAGUGCACUUAGUACAUGAAGUAAAUAUUCAUCCUAUCUAGGUCAAAUUAGAUAACGACAUAAACAACCUUUAAUUAUACUAAAUUAUGACGGCUACCACUGAGCGUGAUAAAACAGAAACAAGUAAGCAAAUGUAUCUUGAGGGCGAAGAUGGUGGGAAAAUAAAAGUGAUUGAACUUGAUGGUAUUAUUUUCCCUAUGCCAUUUCUCGAUGGUGAAGAAGCUGUACUAAAUAGACUCUCCAUUGUGAAGAAUCUCAAGUACAAAAGUGGUGAUGUAUUGAUAUGUAGUCAUCCGAAAACAGGAAAUCACUGGGCAGCCAAUCUUGUACACUUCCUUCGCCAGCCUGACGGUCCCUUAGAAGAAAAGGUAUCACUUUCAGGUUGGCUAAUAGAUCUAUUUGACAAAUAGUACAUGGACAAAGUAGACGAUGGAAGACUGAUAUCUUCCCAUUUACCACCAAAAUAUCUACCAACAGACCAUAUUGCUAAUGGCGGGAAAACUAUUCUUGUCUUCAGAAAUCCUAAAGAUUCCGCAGUCUCAAUGUACUACAUGAUGCGGAAACAGAAAAUUGUUGGUGAUUUUGAUAUAUCAUGGAACCAGUUUCUAAGAUACUGGCUGGAAGGGAAAAUCUUAUUUGGCUCGUUCUUUGAUUACUACAAUAAGUGGCAAGAGGAACUCAAAACUAAUCCAAUGAUGGAUGUUCUUGUUGUACAGUAUGAAAACCUAAAAAAGAACACUUUAAACGAGGUACGCCGCAUACAAAAUUAUCUUGGUUUAAAUCACUCUGAUGAGCGUUUACAAGAAGUUAUAAAUAGAUGUUCUAUCGAUAAUUUGAGGAAUGACGUAGACAGUGGAAAGCUGAAAACACAACUCAUAGAUAACAAUGGGAAGUCGGCGCUUUAUAGGAAAGGUAUCAUUGGUGACUGGAAGAAUCAUUUUACAGUUUCACAAAACGAGGAGUUUGAGGCAAUUGCAGAUGAAAAAAUGAAAGGCAGUAUAUUCAACUAUAGAGCUUGGAAUUGAAAUGAUUUUAGUAUUAUUUGCCUUUGUUCCAGUGAAUCAAAAUUCCCAUAUCUCGGUAUCAUUGGCUGUGUCGGAAGUUGUUCAUUGUUUUCUUUUACACCUCGCUGUGUCACAUCUACGAAUAGUUAGACCUUUUCUGUGGACACAGUCACUUGCCUUAGAAUCAAGGAUACUGACAAUGUUACAGGCAUUCCAUUUAUGUUACCGACAAAUAUUAUAACGUUUAUGUCAAUUAAUUAAACUUACUCACUGUUUUUACAAAUUGUAAAGGCUACUUGGUAUGCAGAACAUAGUUAUAAAGUAUGCUAUGGGGGUAAUGAUUUUAAUAAGCAAUUAAUCAAAAUGUACCUAUGAAUUAUGUGUGCGAUCGUUGCUGUAUUAACUUAUUUCGUAAAAUAAAAUAUAUACAUCAGU
Ruditapes philippinarum (Manila clam) is the source of this 1670-nucleotide messenger RNA. Its product is annotated as sulfotransferase 1B1-like. Gene Ontology annotation, molecular function: sulfotransferase activity. Gene Ontology annotation, biological process: sulfation. Bases 645 to 1256 code for a protein of 203 amino acids. The record is from RefSeq and is a predicted model, not a curated record. NCBI's taxonomy places the organism in Eukaryota, Metazoa, Mollusca, Bivalvia, Venerida, Veneridae. The transcript is spliced from 7 exons. Gene Ontology annotation, cellular component: cytoplasm.